CUCUAAAAAUGCAGUGUUGAAUUCAGACGAGAGGACCUCUGCUGAAUCCAGGCCGAGACUCCAUGCCGGGUUUCCCCUCGCGCUCUCCAUGCAUGUGCAGCGCUGUUUCUCUGAUGCCUCUGCAGCCACAGACUGAGCGAUACAGGAAGACACUACAGUGAAUGGGACCUCACUAUCCAAGUAUUGUCCUGUAUGAUAAAACACCUGACUUGUGACAUUAUCGCGGCAAAGAAGAGGUUGCGUUGACACUCAGAGGAUUAUUCCGCAGGAGGUUCUGGACGGCCUGUGUUGACAAAGGUGCAGAGAUGUGCAUGCACGGAGGACGGGGAGCUGGGAAUUAAGAUCAGCAGUGGAGACAACAUGGCGAAGAUGAAACAAUAAGGAAGAGCUAGUUUCGGGGUCUUCAGAGCCUGUGUGUUGACCUGGCCGCCAUGACGAUGAAAGGCCUGUCCAACAGCCGCAGCCUGCACCACACGGUGACCUGCGACCCCUCCUACGACUCCAUGACGCUGGGCCGCUCGGACCGCCGCUCCUACUUCCUCAACCCCGGGGAGUCUCACCCUGCGGACCACCCCGGGUACGCUCAGCGCAACUCCUUCCACUCGGAGUGCGGCGCCUACCCGGACCUGGCCAGCUGCACCUUCCCCCGCAGACACUACAGCUCCAACCACGAGCUAAAGGAGGAGUGUGGUGCCGUGGUGCCUUACACCGGGCAAACGGGGAGCAUUAAAGGAAACAACAACCGGACCCCCGCCAAUCUGCUGGAGCAGUUUGAGCGUGCUCCGGUGCAGCGUGAGGGCUACCACACCCUGCAGUACAAGCGCACCGCGGUGGAGCACCAGCGCAGCGACAGCCCCGGCCGCAUCCGCCACCUCGUCCACUCCGUGCAGAAGCUCUUCACCAAGUCUCACUCCUUAGAGGGGCCCUCGGGGUCCGGCGGAGGAGGAGUCGCAGGAGGAGGGAGGAUGAACGGCAGCAAAUCCAGCCCUGACGACCCGCCCCCCUCCUCCUCCGGCACCCUGAAGCACAGCAAGCGCAGCAAGAGCAAAGACCGCUCCAAGUCGGAGCCCAAGAUGCGCACCGCCAUCUCCGGAUACUGGAGCUCCGACGACACGCUGGACCGGGAGAUGUGCCUCUACCACCAUCACCACCACGGGGGCGGCGUUGGAGGAGGACACCCGUCGGGGGUCAUGACUAUGGGUCGCCACCCGGAGAAGUCUCAGUCGCAGUACUUCAUGGAGUCCUACAACACCAUCAGCGCACACUCUCUGAAGACGUCGCGCAGCAACAACGAUGUGAAGUGCUCCACGUGUGCAGGGGGAGGCAGGGGAGGUUUGCAACUUCUCGGCCCGUUGGAGGGUCAGGUGCAGCUGAAGAAGAGCUCGUGGUCGUCGACUCUGACAGUGAGCAGAGCGAGGGAGGUAUACCAGAAGGCCUCGGUCAACCUCGAUAAAGCUCUAGUGAAAGCUGAGCAGGGGCGCACCUGCCACUUCCUACAGGUGCCUCAGGACGACUGGAGCGGCUUCUCUCCGCUGGGGAAGGACGAUGAGAUCCCGUGCCGGCGGAUGCGCAGCGGCAGCUACAUCAAGGCCAUGGCAGAAGAGGACAGCGGAGACUCGGACUGCAGCCCCAAACCCUCACCCAAAGUGCAGGCCCGACGAGCGAGCUACCUGAAGGCCACGCAGCCGUCCCUCACCGAGAUGACCACGCUCAAGAUUUCCACGGAGCAUUCACCAAAGCUGCAGAUCCGGAGUCACAGCUACCUGCGGGCGGUGAGUGAGGUUUCCAUCAAUAGGAGUCUGGACAGCUUGGACCCGGCAGGGCUGCUGGCCUCGCCUAAAUUUCGCUCGAGAAACGAGAGCUACAUGAGAGCCAUGAGCACCAUAAGCCAGGUGAGCGAGGUGGAGGUGAACGGGCAGAUCGAGGCGGUGUGCGAGGCGGUGUUCAGUGAGAUGGAGUCGCAGGCCGUGGACGCUCUGGACCUGCCCAUGCCCGGCUGCUUUCGCAUGCGGAGCCACAGCUACGUUCGUGCCAUAGAGAAAGGCUGCUCGCAGGAGGAGGAGGAGCGGGGGGGAGGAGGAGGAGGAGGCGUCGUGCUGGGCAUCAGGAGGAGCAACUCCCCCCCGCGCACCACCACCACCGUCAGGACCAUCCAGAGCAGCACAGUGUCAUCAUGCAUCACCACCUACAAGAAGACGCCCCCACCGGUGCCCCCGCGCACCACCCCGUCCAAACCCUUCAUCUCCAUCACGGCGCAGAGCAGCACGGAGUCGGCUCAGGAUGCGUACAUGGACGGCGGCUCGGGCGUCCGCUCUGGCAUAAGCUCCCAGCCGGGCCUUUCCAACUCCACAGAGAGCAUCGACAGCAUGAAGGCGCUGACGGCGGCCAUCGAGGCGGCCAACGCUCAGGUGCAUGGCCCCGCCAGCCAGCACGUCACCAACAGCACCAUCACCAUCACCGCCACCACCUCCGCCGUCGCUCACGUCUCCGCCGACAGCAAGGCGCAGAGGGAGGCGCUGCGCAAGUGCCUCUCCAUCGGGAUCCAGGUGGACCCGGAGGAAGAAGACGGACCGAUGGAGGAACUCUCCAAGUUCCAGUCGAUAGGAAUCCAGGUGGAGGAUGAGCGAUGUUACCGCAGGAUGACCCGCUCCAACAGCGUCACCACGGCGGUGCAGGCGGACCUGGACGACCCCUCGGACGCCCCGGAGCUGCCGCCGCCCCGUCACUGUGCCACCAUGCCCCGCGAGCACUCCCGCGACGCCACCUCCUCCGCCUCCUCCACCGUCAGCAUCCAGGGCUCGGGGAACCACUACCACGCCUGCGCCGCCGACGACUACGGCGAGGUGGGCUUCGACCCGUCCAUCCUGCCGCCGCCGGACCCCUGGAUGGACAGCGUGGCCGAGCCGGAGGGAGAGGCAUCGGAGGCCGUCGGGCGGUCCGUGUGCCCCCGUGACGGACGCUGGUUCCUGAAGCUGCUGCAUGCCGAGAUGGAGCGCAUGGAGGGCUGGUGCCGGCAGAUGGAGCAGGACGAGCGGGAGAACGAGCUGCCGGAUGAGAUCCUGGGGAAGAUCCGCAGUGCAGUGGGGAGUGCCCAGCUGCUGAUGUCCCAGAAGUUCCAGCAGUUCCGGGAGCUGUGUGAGGAGAAUCUGAACCCAAACGCACACCCCCGGCCCAUGUCGCAGGACCUGGCAGGAUUCUGGGACAUGCUGCAGCUGUCCAUCGAGAACAUCAGCCUGAAGUUCGACGAGCUGCACCAACUCAAAGCCAACAACUGGAAACCUCUGACCCCGCCAGAAAUUCAGGAGAGAAGGAUCCCCCCUCCUGUGCCAAAGAAGCCCCUGAAGGGCCACCCUCCCCUGGCUAGGGAUCGCUCUUUGGAGAGCUCUGAGCGCCAGCGUCUGGAGGCUCGAAAGCGCCUGCUAGCUGCCAAACGUGCCGCCUCGGUCCGGCAGAGCUCAGCCACGGAGAGUGCGGACAGCAUAGAGAUCUAUAUCCCAGAGGCUCAGACCAGACUAUGAGACUCACAGAUGCCCUCACACACGCUCUACACACUGUCCCUGCAGCACCGACCGGUAAGGGUGCUAACAGGACUGUCCAAAAUCACUGUGGGCUCAGUCACUGGAUGAAGAAAUGUAUAUUUACAGUAUUUAAUUAAUUAAUUUAUUUAUCUAUCGCCCUCCCCCUCCUCCCAUUUCCUCCUCCCAGCUUUGAUGUAGCAGUCCCUCCUCCUCCUCCUCCUCCUCCUCCUCCUCCUCCUCCCCUCGCUGUCGAACCCUUUUUUUGAAGUGGCCUAACACUGCAGAGAAAGCCAGGCAUAGCACAGCGUCACCUUGUUCUGUUUCAGGUGUUGAGAAGCAGAGGGAACCUGUGUGUGUGUGUGUGUGUGUGUGUGUGUGUGUGUGUGUGUGUGUGUGUGUGUGUGUGUGUGU
Eleginops maclovinus (Patagonian blennie) is the source of this 3929-nucleotide messenger RNA. RefSeq names its product discs, large (Drosophila) homolog-associated protein 1b (gene dlgap1b). The record is from RefSeq and is a predicted model, not a curated record. Gene Ontology annotation, biological process: signaling. NCBI's taxonomy places the organism in Eukaryota, Metazoa, Chordata, Actinopteri, Perciformes, Eleginopidae. Gene Ontology annotation, cellular component: postsynaptic specialization; glutamatergic synapse. The transcript is spliced from 13 exons. Gene Ontology annotation, molecular function: molecular adaptor activity. Bases 432 to 3518 code for a protein of 1028 amino acids.